AUGCCAAAUCAUCAUCAUGUUCAACGCGUCCUUUCUCACCGAAGAGCUUUUCCAUUAUUACUAUUACAUUCACAACGAAAUAAUCAACAACAUGCUCCUUUGUCUACAUUGUCUUCAUCAUCAAUUAAUUUUCCAAAUCGAAGAGGACUUGAACAAAUACAAUUUCAAAACAAAAAUUCGGAAAAAAGAUGUUUUUCUUCAUUGGAGGACAAUAAAGAAUUGAGUGCCAAAGAGGAAGCUCAACAACGAGAAGUCGAAAACUGCUACAAAAGGAUUGAUUUAUCGUUUGAAAAUGCAAAGGAAGCUUUCAAGAGUAAAUCCAAUCUUGAUCUUGCCCGUGCCCUUCUUGUCUUUCGCUGUUGUCAAAUCGACUGGCUAGUACAAAAUAAUCAACGCAUUCUUCGAAUACUUCGAAGAGUACUUGGACAGGAACUGUUUAAACGCCUAUUAAAAUCAACAUUUUAUGGUCAUUUUGUGGCGGGAGAAGCACUAGAUGAAGUUUCUUCAACAGUUUCAAAGCUUCAAAGUUUUGGUAUAAAAUCGAUAUUGGAUUACAGCGUUGAAGCAGACAUUAGCUCGGCAGAGGCUCAAGAAAAAGCUGUUGAAGGAAUUAAAGAAGAGGAAGAAACUAAAAUUCCCGAGGCUUUGGAAUUGCUAGCAGAACAAGUACACGAUCCAAACGUUCAACCUGAAGAAACACACAAACAAUUUAGCGUUUACAAAGAAUUUGGUGAUCGUCGAGAACUUGUUGUUAGUGCUAGAACUUAUUUCUAUUCUGGCGAAAGUGAAUGUGACAAAAAUGCAGAAAUGUUCUGUCGUUGUAUUGAUGCAACAUCACAAGCUACUCAGGGACAAGGAUUUAUUGCAAUUAAGUUGACAGCUCUUGGUCGUCCUCGUCUUUUCAUUCGCUUGAGUGAAGCAAUUGCACAGAUGCAUAACCUCUUCAAAGUUAUUACUGGCUCAAGUUGGGAAAAUCUGUUUCUUUCGCAAAUUACUGAGGCUCAGUUAUUGGAAAAAUUAAAUGAAUUUGGAGUUAAAACAGACAGUGUAGCAGUUCGUGAAUGGUUCAAACAAGUAGAUUUUGAUGACAAUGGAAUUGUUGACUUUUUUGAAUGGGGACAGUUGUUAGAUUUGGAGGAACGUGGAGCAGUUAAACAACUCGAUAAAAUGUUUCAGAUUUUGAACAUAAAAACUGGUCGUUUGGAGCCACUUAUCCAAAAUUUGAGCAAAACAGAAAUGAGGGAAUGCGCGAAUAUGAUGGGUCGUCUGAACAAAGUUGCGGACCACGCAUUUGAGCGUGGGAUACGUAUAAUGGUUGAUGCAGAACAAACUUAUUUUCAACCUGCUAUUUCACGUUUAACAAAUGCAUUGAUGCGACGACAUAAUCGUGAACGUGGACAAGUUCUCAACACGUACCAAGCUUAUCUACGAUCUUGCCUCUCAGAUUUGCUUAUUGACCUGAAUUUGGCGAAAAGAGAAAAUUUUCAUUUUAGUUGUAAAUUGGUUAGAGGUGCUUAUAUGGAACAAGAAAGGUUAAGAGCAGCAACAGUUGGAUAUGAAGAUCCCAUUAAUCCAACUUGUGAAGCUACAUCAGAGAUGUACCAUAAAUGUUUGGCUGCAAUCGUGGACGAAUGGCUUGAACGUGGUAGGAGUAGUGCUUCAGUAAUGGUUGCCAGCCACAAUUUGGAUAGUAUUCGUUAUGCUGUGGAGCUGUCUAAAAAGUGGAAGAUUGCACCAAGUGAACGAGUCAUCUGUUUUGGGCAGCUGUAUGGAAUGUGCGAUGUGGCUUCAUUUUCUCUUGGACAAGCCGGAUAUAGCGUCUACAAAUAUAUUCCAUGGGGACCAGUUGAAGAUGUUCUUCCAUAUUUGUCUCGUCGCGCGCUCGAAAAUGGCACAAUGCUAAACAAUCUAGGCAAGGAACGACGUCUACUUUGGGGCGAAUUGAAGCGUCGUUUAAGCGGUGGGCAAUUUUUCUUUAAGCCUCCAAAAUCUGGAAUUUGUUCUUCUCCACCUGUAAUUUUAUCUAAUGAUACUGCUCCAACAAUAGAUAAGUUUGACAUUGUACGUGGUCAAUAAAAUAUUAGAAAGCUUUGUUUUUAUUUGAGUAAAAGCUGUUUUUGAUCAUACAGAUCAUUACAUUUUGAACUCUAAUUUAGUUUGAUUUUUAAUUUGAAUUUUUUUGAAAAAAAUAUUUUUGGCUUUCUGUCCGCGAUUUGUAUGACAUUUCAGCCUAAGUUUAAGAAAAAAUUAAUUUUAUUUAUUAGUGAUCGGUUCUUCAAAUAAUUUUAAAUAUUUUUUUAAAUCACAUAGAUAUUUUUUCGAUCACUUAUUUUUUUGAAAUAUUUUCUCUCUUUUUUGCAAUAUAUUUUGUUCUUCUUUUAAUUUUUGAAAUUAAAAUUCUAUGCUUUAUUUAAAAAUAUAUAUUCGGUUUAAAAGCUUUCUAUUUUUCUAUAUAUUUUUUUUCUGUUUUUGGGGCAAUGCAAAUUUUAGGUUUAAAUUUUUUCCAAGUUUUUCUCUAAUUUUUUCUCUAUAUAUUUUUCUUUGCCUUCAAUUUUUAUCCAAAAAUUAUAUGUGUGCAACAAAAUUAUACAAAAUUAUCAACGUGUGCUUAAAUAUUUUU
Messenger RNA from Meloidogyne enterolobii, 2620 nucleotides. The record is from the annotation of a GenBank genome assembly. Lineage: Eukaryota; Metazoa; Nematoda; Chromadorea; Rhabditida; Meloidogynidae.